CCGCCAGCCCGCGCACCGGCCGUGCGUCCUCGGGACAGCCUGCGCGCCCGCCCCCGUCCUGCCCCCGCCCGCCCUCGGGACCCAGGCCGCCUCGAGCCGAGGCAGGAGCAAAAUGAUGCUUCAACACCCAGGCCAGGUCUCUGCCUCAGAGGUCAGUGCCUCAGCCAUUGUCCCCUGCCUGUCCCCUCCUGGGUCACUGGUAUUUGAGGACUUUGCCCACCUGACACCGUUUGUCAAGGAAGAGCUGAGGUUCGCCAUUCAGAACAAGCAUCUCUGCCAUCGGAUGUCCUCUGCACUGGAGUCAAUCACGGUCAGCGACAGGCCUCUGGAGGUGACAGUCACCAAAGCCGAGGCAGCCCCCGAAGAAGACGAAAGGAAGAAGCGGCGUCGGGAGAGGAAUAAGAUUGCAGCCGCCAAGUGCCGAAACAAGAAGAAGGAGAAAACGGAGUGUCUGCAGAAAGAGUCGGAGAAGCUGGAGAGCGUGAAUGCAGAACUGAAGGCCCAGAUCGAGGAGCUCAAGAACGAGAAGCAGCAUCUGAUCUACAUGCUCAACCUCCACCGGCCCACCUGCAUUGUCCGGGCUCAGAACGGGAGGACUCCGGAAGAUGAGAGAAACCUCUUUAUCCAACAGAUAAAAGAAGGAACAUUGUAGAGCUGAGCAGGCGUGGUAUGGGGCCAACUGGGGAGUCCUCACUGAAUCCUUCUUUUAUACCCCACACCCUGAGGCUGUUGGGGAUCUGACUUCCUGUGCACCUCUAGGGUCCCAGCAGCAGAGACCCACCAAGGCAGGAGGGCCUUCGGUGACUCAACUGGGCCUCUCCGCUCGGCCCCAGAGUGGACUUUGGACCAGGGCAAGUACAUUUUUGCCUCAACUCCAGGUCUUAGGCUUUACCGUACUGGCCAUUCUUAGACGCUCCGGGUGGCUCCUGGUUUGGGUGGCUCCUGGUUCGGGUCUUGGCCGCCUUUCCUCCAGAUUCUACAAAAACCAGGAGUCCCGUCAUUAGGAUUCAUGCAAAGCAGUGUCUGUGCCUUGGGUGGGCGGGGCCGUCUCCUCUGCUGCUGCUGUCACUUGUGGGGAAAUGGAGCGAGAAUGGCGGCUAGCCAGGUUGUGCAAUGGCCCGGGCUGUGCUUUCUAGCAAAUAUGCUGUUCUGUGCAGGAAUUACCGCGUGCAAGGCAUUCAUUUCGGAACUGUGCUUUGUGCUUGUUGACCUGUAUUUGUUCUGUGCAGCCCUGGUGUGGCUUUUACAGGACUUUUCUGAGAGUCUGGGGAGCUGUCACCACGCGCAGCGUCUCACAGUGGUCAGGGGGCUGGAGGGGCUCGUCAGCCCUGGCAGAACAGAAUUCCCCUGAGGCCAGCAGCGUGGCUUUGUGCCAACAGGGAAGGCCUCCUUUGCCCUGGCGCCCAGGCGUUAACAUGAAAUCUUUUAAUUAUGGGUCCUCUGCUGCAAAUUCCAUUAUAAUAUCACAGGAAGGAAGCAGAAAGAAAAAGCCGGCUUCCAAAGGGUCAGGACUCUGCUCAGUGACUUAGGUCAGGAGGUGUUUGUAGGCCAAAGAGCCAAAGAAUUCCAUAUUCCUUUUCUUGUGGUCGAAAACCACCGUCAGUGGAGACAUGUUUGAAGCCAGGUGAUGCCCAGACUUUCGCAUUAUUGGCUGUUAAUGGCGUUGUUUUUGUCAUUUAGAUAUUUUUAAAAAUCUGGCCCAGAGCAUUUGCCACAGUGAGAAGACGCACUGGUCACAAAGAUUCUGGCUACUGUCUGACUGUAUAAAUUCUGAUGUUUCUGUGAAAUCCUCAGAGUGUUUAAUCCUACUCAAUGUUAUUACAAGUUUCUGUAAGAGAAAAUAUUACUUAUUUAUCCUAGUAUUCUUAACCUGUCAAUAUAAUAAAUAUUGGAACCAAGCUGUGGUAAGCUAA
This is a messenger RNA of Loxodonta africana (African savanna elephant), 1913 nucleotides long. RefSeq names its product activating transcription factor 3 (gene ATF3). Gene Ontology annotation, biological process: regulation of transcription by RNA polymerase II. NCBI's taxonomy places the organism in Eukaryota, Metazoa, Chordata, Mammalia, Proboscidea, Elephantidae. Gene Ontology annotation, cellular component: nucleus. Gene Ontology annotation, molecular function: RNA polymerase II cis-regulatory region sequence-specific DNA binding; DNA-binding transcription factor activity, RNA polymerase II-specific. The coding region runs from base 113 to 652 and encodes 179 amino acids. The transcript is spliced from 4 exons. The record is from RefSeq and is a predicted model, not a curated record.